UGUUUUUUUAAAAAAAAAAGGGCGGCAGAGAUACUAUUGCCUGGAACAAAGGAAGUAGGGACUGGGCUGCCUGCCUGCGUUCACCCUUGCGGCAAAAAUGGCAGCUACAAGUUUCCACUGGAAACUCUGGUGGACCUUCGUCUUCCUCUGCUGCUCCUCGUCUUCCUCGUCGCGCCCUCCGGUCUCCUCCAACAGCAGCAGAGGCGUCAUCAGCCAUCUCCCAGGCUUCCAGGGACGCCUCCCCUUCUACCUCCAGACAGGCUACGUCGAGGUGGACCAGAGCAAUGGCAUCCGCCUCUUCUACUACUUCAUCCACUCCGAGCGGAGCCCCGCCGACGACCCUCUCGUGCUCUGGCUCACCGGCGGCCCCGGAUGCUCUGUGCUCACCGCUCUCGCCUACGAGAUCGGUCCUCUUCGCUUCGACCUCCACAGCUACAUCGAUGGUGUGCCCAGGUUGGUGCACAAAAAGGAUUCAUGGACCAAGGUCAGCAAUGUCAUUUUUCUUGAUUCUCCUGUUGGCACUGGCUUUUCAUAUUCCGACACGGAGCAAGGAUACCAGUCAAGUGAUACCAAAGCUGUCAAGCAAAUUCUCAUCUUCCUGAAAAAGUGGUUUGAUGAGCACCCAGAGUUCUUGUCAAAUCCUCUUUACAUCGCCGGUGAUUCGUACUCUGGUAAGAUCGUGCCAACUGUCACCUCUGAAAUCGCCAUAGGUAAACAAGUUGGCAGUGAACCAAAUUAUAAUCUAAAGGGCUACCUCGUGGGCAAUCCAGUCACAGAUCCUUUCUUUGACAAGCCAUCGAAAAUCCCAUUUUCUCAUGGGAUGGGUCUCAUAUCGGACGAAAUGUAUGAGGCGUACAUGAAGAGAUGCAAUGCAGGUGACAACAGCCGCCAAAGCAUUGAGUGCACAAACAGCAUUGACGCCAUAGAUGAGUGCAUCAAGGACAUAUGCUCGAACCAUGUUCUGGAGCCCCUCUGCACCGAUGAUAGUAUUCAUCAUCACAAGCUCAAGCCAAAGCUGAAUUUAGGUGCGCGGGAGAUGCUCCAGCGCCAGGAGUACAAUGCAGAUACAGAGAUUCGCUUGUCUGAGAUUUCAUCACAGUGCAGAGCGGAAGGAUACAUAAUGUCCGGGACAUGGGCAAACAAUGACAAAGUAAGAGAGGCUCUUGGUAUUCGCAAGGGAACUGUUCCUUUGUGGUCAAGGUGCGACUUCGACAUACCUUACACUUUUGAUAUUCCAAGUACAGUGAAGUACCAUCUGGAUGUGACCACCAGAGGCUACAGGAGCCUUGUUUACAGUGGUGAUCAUGAUCUGGUUGUCCCUUUUAUCGGUACACAAGCCUGGAUCAAGUCUCUUAAUUUCUCUGUUGUGGAUGAGUGGAGGCCAUGGUUUGUCGACGGGCAAGUUGCAGGAUUUACGAGGUCAUACUCUAAUAACCUCACAUUUGCAACGGUGAAGUCUGAAGAUUGGUGUUUCAGAUCAUGUGAUAGCCAGGAAGAUUGGCCUUACAUACAUUUCUCUGUAUAUUAUGGCUUGGAUCACAGGGUGGUGGACAUACUGCUCCAGAGUACAUGCCAAGGCAGUGCUUUGCUAUGUUUGAAAGGUGGGUAUCUGGUGACCCCCUUUGACGGCCUACUUGGAGCUCAAGGGGUAAAAAUCGGUGAGAAAAAGAAAAGAUGAAAGCCGUGUAUACGUGAGUCCAAGUUAUAUAACUAUGACUGUGGAUGUGUAAAUGGUAGAUCAGCAACUACAAAUCUACAACUCAAUGUAAGACACAUCAAGUACCUCGACAAAAUGCUGCCUAUGAAAAAAGAACAUGUAUUCUUACUAUUUCUAUUCAGAAGAAAAUAUAAAGUACUACAUAUCUAUAUAAAUAAA
Messenger RNA from Panicum hallii, 1876 nucleotides. RefSeq names its product serine carboxypeptidase-like 18. The coding region runs from base 98 to 1678 and encodes 526 amino acids. Lineage: Eukaryota; Viridiplantae; Streptophyta; Magnoliopsida; Poales; Poaceae. Gene Ontology annotation, biological process: proteolysis; secondary metabolic process. The transcript is spliced from 13 exons. Gene Ontology annotation, molecular function: acyltransferase activity, transferring groups other than amino-acyl groups; serine-type carboxypeptidase activity. The record is from RefSeq and is a predicted model, not a curated record.